Molecule: messenger RNA, 1249 nt
Organism: Leptonychotes weddellii (Weddell seal)
Lineage: Eukaryota; Metazoa; Chordata; Mammalia; Carnivora; Phocidae
Source: RefSeq, a predicted model, not a curated record
GUAGACUCUUGACGGGCACGGCAAAAAGCCCCCCGAGUUCUCUCCCUUGCUGCUUGCUUCACACAAAUACGAAAACAGCGUUGCCCAUGUCGUCUUUUCUGUGCUAUUCUAACCCACGGUGGGAGAUGGUUUUUAAAGUCAUUUUGUGAGACUGCCUUGCCAGCCAGCCCCAGGCUCUGGGAGCUACCACCCUAGGAAGCAGAGGCUACGUGUGUUCUGCCUGACAGCACAGGACGCUCUCUGCGCUACGGAGGGAGGCCCCGUGCCUGCAGCGGCCCUGACCCAGGCUCGCCUGUCCUUUCUGCCCCAGUUGCAGGCACCUUCAGCUGCACCAUGAGGUUUACGGUCCGGGACUGCGACCCUGACACUGGGGUUCCAGCUGAGGAGGGGUAUGAUGACGAGUACGUGCUGGAAGACCUUGAAGUGACCGUGUCUGACCACAUUCAGAAAGUACUGAAGCCUAAUUUUGCUGCUGCCUGGGAAGAGGUGGGAGACACCUUUGAGAAAGAGGAGACGUUUGCCCUCAGUUCCACCAAAACUCUCGAAGAAGCUGUCAACAACAUCACCACCUUUCUGGGCAUGCAGCCAUGUGAGAGGUCGGACAAAGUACCGGAGAACAAGAAUUCCCAUUCCCUCUAUCUGGCAGGUGUAUACAGAGGUGGCUAUGACUUAUUGGUGAGGUCCAGGCUGGCCUUAGCAGAUGGAGUGACCAUGCAGGUGACUGUCAGAAGCCAAGAGGGAACACCUGUAGAUGUUAUCUUAGCUUCUGUUGGAUAAAUGUUUACUGGGCAAGAUGAAGUCGAUGCACACUUCACUGUCAGUGGGCUUUUAGGCUGGUGGCAUGAAUUUCCCAGAAUCAUACUUUUAAAGAUUAACGUCUUUGGAGAAGCAAAUUAAAUAUUUGGCCCUGAGCCAGCAGAUCAAGCAAAUAUCUGUCCUUGUGCAUGUAAAUUUUUUUUUUUUUUUAUUACACUUGGUCAACUUUGGUAUGAUAGUACAGCUUUGGGUGAUCUUGCAAAUCAAAUACUAUCCUCUACCCCAGCUGCUUAACCUCAUUAUAGUCUUUAAUUUAAUGUGUGUCUGAAAGCUCCUGACAAUGUUGAAAGCUUUUAUCCCAGAGGGGUGGUGGGGGAGGGGAAGCCAGAGUCCACUUUUGUCAAAAUUCAUUUUUAUUAAUAGAAAAUAAACACUUAUUCCAGUUUCAGUUGUUAUACUUGAAGUUGCUAAUAAAAAAAAAAAUUUAAAAUAA